AUGCGGGGACCAGUGGACGUUGGACUGGCUGGAGGGGAUCAUCUCUUCGAUCAUACCAUGGGAAGGGGCAUCACUGCGCGUGAUUUAUUAAUUUCACUAUCAGACAACGCAGAAAGCAAAUCGAUCAAAGAAAAGAUCAAAAACAUAGUAAACGGAGAACUAAACGUGAGACUGCUCGAUGGCAGCAAGCAAAGGACCAUACACGUACACGGCAUUGAUGACGCCUCAACAAUAGAAGACAUAAUAAGUGCCCUUAACAAAACAAACCUCCUAAGGGACAAGUUUGAAGUAAAAUCUAUGAGACCUAACAGAGGAAACACCCAAUCGGCAACGGUUAAAAUGAGUCCAAGGGACACAGAAAGACUGGUCGAGGAGGGGAAGAUACGUAUAGGAUUUAACAUAUGUAGAAUACAAGAAAGAAAGGACCUAUCAAGAUGCAGCAGAUGCUGGGAAUACGGUCACAGAAACACAAACUGCACUGGUACGGACAGGACGAAACUCUGCCUUAAAUGUGCAGAGGAAGGCCACAUCCGCGCCAACUGUACAAAAGACGCCUUUUGUCCGCUAUGUCAAGUGGGGGGACAUACAGCUGGCACAGUAUAUACUUGUGUUAUUAGGGUAAGAUCAGAGAGAGAACGGGAGAACGCCAAAGAAGAAUACAGAGAAGCAAGAAGGGUCCUGAAAAAGUAUAUCGGCAAAUCCAAGAAACGUGCAUGGGCGGGAUUAUGUAGGGAUCUAGAUAAUGACAUAUUUGGAGAGGCAUAUAAAAUAGUCAAAACCCAACUGAAAAAGAUAAGCCCAAAAAUAGAUUUAACCAAGGAAGAAAAACUAAGGGUGUUCGAAGGCCUCUUCAUUACCCCAAAUAAUAGUGAUAAUAACUGUGAUAAUUACAUAAGAACAACCUGUGAUACAAACUGUGAUAACUUCAGCGAUGAAGAAGUAAUGGCUGCUACAAACAACUUAAAAACAAAGAAGGCACCAGGACCUGACGGUAUCCCACCUGGGGUCAUCAAACACGUAAUAAAGGAAAAUGUCCCCUAUUUUCAAAAGUGUCUCUGCGUAUGUAGUGUCUUUGUUUUCUAUGAUUAUGGCCUCCGUUCUGCCUUUUGUGUUGUUUGUGUUAGUAUUAUUAUUGUUCUUUUGGGUGAAGAGGUGGAUUUCACACCCGAUGUCGUAGAACACUGCUUCGAGCAUCUUUCUGUAUUCCUGAUUUGA
Brassicogethes aeneus is the source of this 1215-nucleotide messenger RNA. NCBI's taxonomy places the organism in Eukaryota, Metazoa, Arthropoda, Insecta, Coleoptera, Nitidulidae. The record is from the annotation of a GenBank genome assembly.